Quercus robur (English oak) is the source of this 1984-nucleotide messenger RNA. RefSeq names its product probable methyltransferase At1g29790. The record is from RefSeq and is a predicted model, not a curated record. Bases 295 to 1785 code for a protein of 496 amino acids. Gene Ontology annotation, molecular function: methyltransferase activity. The transcript has a single exon. Lineage: Eukaryota; Viridiplantae; Streptophyta; Magnoliopsida; Fagales; Fagaceae.
AAUCUGAAUCCUGAUUUUAUAGUUUCAUUGUUUAUGAUUUAUUGGUGUAAAGAUCAUUUGAGUUUUUUAUAAUUUGAACAUGUUAAAGCAUCUUCUUAUUGAGUAAAAUAUAGUUGAUGUGAUGUGAUACUCCACAUCAAUAAAUUGCAAGUCACCUAAUACAAGAAUUUUGAUAGAUACAAGAAUUAAUUACUUAUCAUACUACUUUUUGAGCUUAUGUCAUUUCUAAAUCUGAGAUGAGAGUUCUAGAACAAAUUCAUGUGAAUUUCAUUAUAUUCAUGAUUUUCUAGAAUUAUGACUGCCGCUGCUGUUCUUUCUUCUCAGAAGAACCCAAGAAUUUUCAAAUUCAAUCCUGGAAGAACAACAAUGCGAAAACCAAAUGUUUUUACAAAGUUAGGAACAUGCAGAGUGGCUCACAGGCCAAUCUUUGUAUUGGCUACCUUUAUUAUUCUUAUCUCUGUUGCCAGUUUAUCCAAAUUCUACUCUCUCAGAUCACUUCUUGUUACUAAUACUUUCAUCAACCACCUUACCCCUGAGAGCCAUGAUGGAAGUGGAAGUGAAGUUAGAAUUACCAUCCAAACUGUCAUUCAAAAAAUUCAACAGGAAUUGAUUAUGAUGAGAGAUAUGCCCACCGAAUCAUCCUCACCAGCAUCUCUAUUGAGACACACUGCAUUUCUAGCUGAUAUCUUAAGGCUUAUUGAGUCAGUACAGGCAUCUUUGCCAUUGAAUGAAAAAACUUAUAAGCAGAAGAGUGAAAACAGUAGUGCACAUCCUCUAAAGCAACAAUCCAAUGAAUUUUCUGAUUAUUUCUUCAUUGAAGAGAUUCGUAAGUACGUCAAGAUGAAGCCCAACAGACUAGGAAAACAGAACUUCAUGGGAGCAAAUGGAACUUUCACUAGCAUUGGUCAUGCUUGUUUUGCUAUGAAGAAAGAGCUCGAAGAAUACAUGAAUUAUGAUAUUGAAGAAAUCUGCAAUGAUGAUUGGAAACUAGCUCAAAAGCUCAUGGUUCAUGGGUGCGAUCCAUUACCAAGGAGAAGAUGCUUCUCAAGAGCUCCACAACUAUAUUACAAGCCGUUCCCCAUUAACGAGUCCAUGUGGAAGCUCCCUGACAAUAGAAAUAUUCGAUGGAGUCAGUAUCGAUGCAAGAAUUUCAAUUGCUUGGCCAACAAUUCCACUGGCAAAGGAUUCUUCAAAUGUGCUGAUUGCUUCAACCUUUCAUAUCAUGAAAUGCCCAGAUGGAUUCAACAAGUAAAUAUAGUCCCGAAUUCAAACCUGACUGCAGAUUUCCUUAUACCGGAAGUGCUUGGUAUUAAGCCAGGGGAGAUCAGAAUUGGAUUGGAUUUCAGUGUUGGAACCGGGACUUUUGCGGCUAGGAUGAGGGAGUUCAAUGUAACAGUAGUCUCAGCAACUAUCAAUCUAGGGGCACCCUUCAAUGAAAUGAUAGCUCUUCGAGGACUUGUCCCUCUCUACCUGACAAUAAAUCAACGGCUCCCAUUCUUUGAUAAUACUCUAGAUUUGAUUCACACAACCAGAUUUCUCGAUGGUUGGAUUGAUUAUGUGCUCCUAGACUUCAUAUUGUAUGAUUGGGAUAGAGUUUUAAGGCCUGGGGGUUUGCUAUGGGUUGACAGCUUUUUCUGUUUGAAAGAGGAUUUGGAUGAUUAUUUGAAAGCUUUCAAGAUGCUAAGGUAUAAGAAGCAUAAAUGGGUUGUCGUUCCAAAGCUAGAUAAAGAUGACAGAGAGGUGUUCUUUUCAGCUGUAUUAGAGAAGCCGCCUCGGCCAUUCUGAUAAUUACCUGUUGGAGUAUUUUACAUCCUAUUUUGUCAUGAUAAUUGUACAAUUUUUCAUUUAUAGAUCUCAUAACCAUAAUUUUCAUAUACUUGAAUGGUUUAUGGUAGUAAGCAUUUAAAACUCAAAUUGUUUCGUGGAUUCUAGUUAGCUUGGUAAAGCUUAUUAUUAUCAAAUAAGAGGACAUGAGUUUGAAUUU